UUUAUGGGUGUGCAUGUAUACUUUACCCAUUAUAAUACAGAACAAGUAGUGGAAAUGCACCAACACAUGGAUGCCACCGCCACCGCCACCGCCACCGCCAACUCAAACUCAAACACACCCACUCAGCCAGAUACCAUACCUUCUUCAAUCUACACAUUCUCUUCCUGGGGCCAUCAUGGGCUCACAACACUGGCCCUGUUCUUUUCUUUCUCUUGAACUCCAAUGCGGAAGCUAAAAAGGCCUCACGGCCCAAACUGUAGGAACAGAUCUUGCUCUUGGAGCAUCAAUUGUUUGACCAUAUCGUUUUAAUCUCCUUCCAUUUUUUUUAAACCUGAUCAACAUUUUGAGAGUGAGCGAAAGCUCUCAAGAGAAUGAUGUAUGUGACAAUGUUGGGUUUACAGGGCUGCGUAGCUUUCAUCUUCUCAAAGUAGGAAAUUGCUUUGGACAAAGCCUUUGUUUUGUCAGAAGAAUGAAGGUGGGCAGUGAUGACUGCAUUAUAGACAGAAGUAUCUGGACGACAGCCAGUGUUACGCAUCUCAGAGAAAAGCCACAUAGCCAUUCUUAUUUGGCCUUUCCUUCCCAUAAUUGAUAUAAGUUUAGAGUAAAUUCCAUUAUCAGCAAUAUACCAUCUUUGCUUUUGCAUCCAUCUGAAAACCUAAACACUGGGCCUGUGCUGUUCCUGGCCCAUGAAUCAUUCUUAGAUUGAAAACGAGGAAACAAGUGUUGACCACUCAUACUUGAGUUGAGGAGGUUCUUUACUGAAUGCACCAACGAUGAGAAAUGGUUACCCAUUUUGGUGUUACUCCAUGCAUGAACCGUUUUUCAAACUUGACGUGGAACUCCAACAUAAGACAGCUUGUGAAUCAUGGGCAUCCCCAAAACGCCCUUCUUCUUUUCCGCCACAUGAAGCGAAGUGGCGUUUCCCCCAACAACUCUACCUUUCCCUUCGUAGCAAAAGCCUGUGCCAUCCUUUUCAAUCUAAUAAACUCCCAAAUCAUCCAUGCCCAUGUGGUCAAAUCUCGGUUCCAAUCCAAUAUUUAUGUGCAAACCGCUAUGGUUGACAUGUACGUUAAAUGUGGGCACUUGCAAGAUGCAUACAACGUGUUUGAUGCAAUGCCUGUGAGGGACAUUGCUUCUUGGAAUGCAAUGUUGUUGGGUUUUGCUCACUCUGGCUUCCUUACUAAGUUGUCUUGUCUUCUACGUCAGAUGAGGCUUUCUGGGAUUCAUCCGGAUUCAGUCACUGUGUUGCUACUUAUUGAUGCGAUUUUGCGUGAGAGAAAUCUGGCAUUUUUGGGUGCAGUUCAUUCUUUUGGGAUUCGAAUCGGUGUUUGUAAUGACGUUUCUGUGGCCAACACUUUGAUUGCUGCAUAUGCCAAGUGUGAUGACUUGUUGUCAGCAGAGGCAUUGUUUGAUGAAAUUGAAAGUGAUCUUAGGUCUGUUGUUUCGUGGAAUUCUAUGAUUUCAGCGUGUGCGAACUUUGAAAAGCACGUCAAGGCUGUUAAUUAUUACAAAGGGAUGCUAGAUUGUGGGUUUUGCCCGGACAUUAGCACAAUUCUCAAUUUGCUUUCGUCUUGUGUGCAAUCUAAAGCACUAUUUCAUGGCUUGCUAAUACAUCCUCAUGGAGUUCAGUUGGGUUGUGAUUCCGAUGUAUGUGUGGUGAAUACUCUUAUUUGUAUGUAUUCAAAGUGUGGGGAUGUUCAUUCUGCAAGAUUUUUGUUUGAUGGCAUGUCUGAUAGAACUUGUGUUUCAUGGACUGUAAUGAUUAGCGGGUAUGCUGAGAAAGGGUAUAUGAGUGAGGCAUUGACCUUGUUUAAUACAAUGGAAGCUACUGGUGACAAACCGGAUUUGGUUACAGUGCUUGCUUUGAUUUCAGGUUGUGGCCAGGCGGGGGCGCUUGAACUUGGAAAAUGGAUCGACAAUUACUCUAUUAACAAAGGGUUGAAAGAUAAUGUUGUAGUUUGUAACGCACUAAUUGACAUGUAUGCCAAGUGUGGAAGUUUUAAUGAUGCUAAGGAACUUUUCUACACCAUGGUUAACAGAACUGUAGUGUCUUGGACAACUAUGAUUACUGCUUGUGCUUUGAAUGGAGAUGUUAAAGAUGCCCUGAACCUGUUUUACAUGAUGUUAGACAUGGGAAUGAAACCAAACCACGUAACAUUCCUUGCUGUUCUCCAAGCUAGUGCACAUGGAGGUUUACUAGAAAGAGGAUUGAAAUGCUUCAACAUGAUGACACAAAAGUAUGGCAUAAGCCCUGGUAUAGACCACUAUUCUUGUAUGGUUGAUCUUCUUGGUCGUAGAGGGCAUCUUAGCGAAGCUUUAGAAAUUAUUGAAAGUAUGCCUUUUGAACCUGAUGUUGGCAUAUGGAGUGCGUUGCUCUCUGCUUGCAAACUUCAUGGUAAGAUGGAAAUGGGUAAGUAUGUGUCUGAACAACUAUUUGAAUUGGAGCCUCAGGUGGCAGUUCCAUAUGUGGAAAUGGCAAACAUAUAUGCAUCAGCUGAAAUGUGGGAUGGAGUUGCAGCUAUAAGAAGAAAGAUGAAACAUCUUCAACUGAGGAAAUCUCCCGGUGAAAGUAUUAUUCAAGUGAAUGAGAAAUCUACUAUAUUUACUGUUGAGGAUAGAGAUCACCCUGAAACCUUGUACAUUUAUAAUAUGCUAGAUGCCUUAACUUCUCAUUCUAAAAAAGUAUUACUCUCUUAUUCAGAGGAGAUUUUUGAAUGUGAAUAGAGUGAAGAGUGAAGCUAUUCGCAAAGAAAGGCUGAGAUUGGAGAGCUGUGUAUAAAUACCGAUUUGGUGGAUUGAUUCAUUAAUGAUUGAGAGUUUUUUUAUUACCAUUUCAAGUAAGCAUGCGUUCCUGAGAAAAGGAUAAAACAAAUGUGUAAGAAGAGACAUAUCCUGUACAUUUAUUAUACGGAAAUUUUUUAGGU
Messenger RNA from Abrus precatorius (Indian licorice), 2924 nucleotides. Its product is annotated as pentatricopeptide repeat-containing protein At4g19191, mitochondrial. Bases 781 to 2724 code for a protein of 647 amino acids. The record is from RefSeq and is a predicted model, not a curated record. NCBI's taxonomy places the organism in Eukaryota, Viridiplantae, Streptophyta, Magnoliopsida, Fabales, Fabaceae. The transcript has a single exon. Gene Ontology annotation, molecular function: protein binding; RNA binding. Gene Ontology annotation, biological process: RNA modification.